AUGGGGGAGAGCCGUGGCAAAUUCGAGCUCUUCAAAAGUCCAGAUAAAAGCACCGCGCGCAAGAGCUCAAAGGAGCGCAAGCUGCGCCUUCGGGUCAUCUUCCUGGACGACAGCGAGAAGAUUUUCGACGUCGAUCAAAGGAUCCUGGGACACGACUUCUUCAACAAGGUGUGUGGAUACCUGAAGCUGCUGGAGAAGGAGUACUUUGGGCUGGAGUUCCGUCACCAUAGCGGCAGCUACGUGUGGCUGGAGCUGCUGAAGCCGCUGGCAAAGCAAGUUAAAAACACCACUGACCUGACGUUCCGCUUCAUUGUGAAGUUCUUCCCUCCAGACCCCGGGCAGCUGCGGAAGGGACUGACCAGGUAUCUGUUUGCGCUGCAGAUCAAGCAGGAUCUUUCCAACGGGAGCCUCACAUGUAAUGACAACAGCGCCGCCCUGCUGGUAUCCCACAUAUUACAGUCAGAACUGGGGGACUAUGAUGAGGAGCUGGAUGUGCAGCACCUGCAGAACAAGCAGUACGUGCCCAACCAGGAGUACCUGGACCACAGGAUCAUCAGCCUGCACAAGCGGCACAGAGGACAGACCCCCUCGGAGUCAGACACGCAGCUGCUGGAAGUGGCGCGCAAACUGGACAUGUACGGCAUCCGGCCCCACGCCGCGAGCGAUGGAGAGGGCAUGCGGAUCAACCUGGCCGUCACACACAUGGGCGUGCUGGUGUUCCAGGGCAACACAAAAAUCAACACAUUCAGCUGGGCCAAAAUUCGCAAGCUGAGCUUUAAGAGGAAACAUUUUUUGAUAAAACUUCAUGCAAAGAUUGUGCCCUCUCGCAGGGACACGGUGGAGUUCACCAUGGCCAGCCGGGACGUGUGCAAGGCCUUCUGGAGGAUGUGUGUGGAGUACCACGCCUUCUUCCGCCUGUCUGAGGAGCCCAGAUCCCACCACAAAUCCCUGCUCUCCAGCAAGGGCUCCAGCUUCAGAUACAGUGGCAGAACACAGAAGCAGCUCCUGGACUCUCUGGGGAGGGGGGAGAAGAGAAACCUGUCCUUUGAAAGGAAGUACUGCAGGACGGACUUUGAUGCACGGCACUGCAGGUCCUCUCCUGAUCUCCUCACCGACGUUUCCAAACAGCUGUAUGAGCAGACCUCGUCCCUGCCACUGUCGGGCAGUGUGGAGGGUGGGGACAGGGGCGGGGUCCGUCCGGAUCUGAGAGGGAAGCGCAGCAAGUCUGCGGUGGAGGUGGUGUUCGCGGCCGAGCUGGAGCGCUCCCAGGCCCGGGCCCCCCUCCACCCCGCCCCCCUCCCCAAACCCUCCUCCUCCACUGACAUGGGAGCGCCACAGAAGGCCAAGAGCAAGACGCGUCAGUCCCGCGGCAGCGGCGGCAUGGCGGAGGGCCCGCGGGGGCUGGUGCUGCUGUACCCCAACAACCCCCACCUGGCGCUGCACCCCGUCCUGCCCGCCUUCCCGCUGGCCGCGCCCGUGCUCAUGCCUGGGGGCGCCCCCUCUUCCCGCCACACUGCCCUGCUGGACGACGUGGUCCGCUCCUCCAGCUUCUCCAGCCCGUCCUCGCUGUCCCCCCUGCGGCGCCAGCGGCCCCGCCCCAGCGGGCCGGGCCUGGGUGUGGCGGGGGCGGGGCUCGGUCAGGGCGGGCGGGGCUGCGGCUUCGGCAGCCAGCUGGACUUCAGCAGGGUGGAGGCGGGCCACUUCAGCGACGACUCCAGCUACCAGGCGGGGCUCCCGGGCCGGUCCCGCAGCCAGUCCGACGUCAAGUCCCCGCGGCCCCCCGCCCACGCCUCCGAAUUCCGCCCCCUGGGACACUACCCUCACCUGUCCCGCCGCCAGGCCCCCACCCGACCCACCUACCUCCCGCUGGGCUCUGCCCCCCUGCCUGACCGCCCCGCCUCCCUCUGCGUGCUGGGCGCGUCUGGGAGCUUCAGCGACUCGGAUUCAGAUGUCCUGUACCCCUACUACUGCCCCGCCCUGGGCAAGCUGCUGCACGCCGCCCCGCUGGUGCGCAUGCGCAUCUCCUCCGGCAGCCUGCAGCUGGACGAGGAAGAGGAGGAGGAGGAGCGCGAGGAAGAUUCCUUCAACCUGAGCGACAGCGAGGCAGCCAACCCCUCCCUCACAGCAUCGCAGCACUGA
This is a messenger RNA of Megalops cyprinoides (Indo-Pacific tarpon), 2139 nucleotides long. RefSeq names its product FERM domain-containing protein 7. Gene Ontology annotation, molecular function: guanyl-nucleotide exchange factor activity. NCBI's taxonomy places the organism in Eukaryota, Metazoa, Chordata, Actinopteri, Elopiformes, Megalopidae. Bases 1 to 2139 code for a protein of 712 amino acids. The transcript has 12 exons. The record is from RefSeq and is a predicted model, not a curated record. Gene Ontology annotation, cellular component: cytoskeleton.